AUGGCAGCUAAAACACUACCUGACCCUUCGCUGUGUGUCACUGCAACGGACUUUGAGAAUGUCGCCAAGGAUGUUCUCUCAGAGAAAUCAUUGGUGUAUGUAUCCAGUUCGGCCGCAUCAGGAUUGUCAAUGAAGACCAAUCUUGACGACUGGUCUCUGAUCAACUUCCGGCCUCGUAUCCUGAGAAGUGUGGAUAAGAUGGACACCAGGAAGUCCAUUCUGGGUUCGACCUCGCAAUUCCCGUUCUUUGUCUCGGCCAUGGGAACUCUUGGCAGUGCUCACCCAGGUGCUGAGCCUUUGCUCGUCCGGGGAGCUACUCGCAAAGGCCUGCACACAAUGAUUAGCACUGCUUCGACAAAGACACUGGAAGAAAUCAUGGAUGCACACCUCGAUGAACAACGGUUUCUUAACAACCAAAGUCCCUCCAAGCUUUCUUUCCAACUUUAUGUUCCUGUCGAUAGGACAAAAGCCAAGUCUCUUAUUCAGAGAGUCAAGAAGGCUGGGUUCCAGAGCCUCUGGGUUACGGUGGACACUUCAACGCUGGGAAAGCGAACAGCGGACCGUUAUCUUCAGGCACGAGAGAAUCUUGCUGCCCCCAAAGAGAAUAUUGUGAGAGCCGGCACUGGGGAGACCAAUAGUGAAAACAGCUAUGCCCCGGCAUUUGGCGGGCGACAGGUUCCCGGUUCAGUGGAUGCUGGUCUCACUUGGGAGGACUUGGAAUGGAUCUCAAAGGAGUGGAAUGGACCACUUGUUCUCAAGGGAAUCCAGAGCGUCGAAGAUGUCAAAAUGGCCGUUGAACAUGGUGUGCAGGGUAUCUUGUUAAGCAACCAUGGCGGUAGACAAAUUCAUUCCGCCCCGAGUUCGUUGAUGACACUCUUGGAGAUUCGAUCAUACUAUCCGGAAGCAUUUGACAAGCUCGAGGUGUUUGUCGAUGGUGGACUCCGUGAUGGCUCCGAUGUCCUCAAGGCUUUAUGUCUUGGAGCAACUGCGGUAGGAGUUGGUCGACCGUAUUACUACGCCCUCGCGGCAUACGGUGCUGAAGGAGUAGAGCGAUGCACAGAUAUCCUGGCCGAGGAAGUUGAAAUCACAAUGAAGAUGUUGGGAGUUUCCUCUCUCGACCAACUUCAGCCUGAUAUGAUCAACACAAGCCGACUGCAGAAUGAGAUGUGGCGGCCAGCAUUUGGAAGAUCGAAGCUGUGA
Messenger RNA from Penicillium nucicola, 1200 nucleotides. RefSeq lists its product as uncharacterized. The coding region runs from base 1 to 1200 and encodes 399 amino acids. Gene Ontology annotation, molecular function: FMN binding; oxidoreductase activity. The record is from RefSeq and is a predicted model, not a curated record. The transcript is spliced from 2 exons. Lineage: Eukaryota; Fungi; Ascomycota; Eurotiomycetes; Eurotiales; Aspergillaceae.